Molecule: messenger RNA, 5112 nt
Organism: Limanda limanda (common dab)
Lineage: Eukaryota; Metazoa; Chordata; Actinopteri; Pleuronectiformes; Pleuronectidae
Exons: 28
Coding region: 1-5112 (1703 amino acids)
Biological process (GO): negative regulation of transcription by RNA polymerase II
Cellular component (GO): nucleus
Molecular function (GO): DNA binding; DNA (cytosine-5-)-methyltransferase activity, acting on CpG substrates; protein binding
Source: RefSeq, a predicted model, not a curated record
AUGACCCGGGGGCGGAGCCGGGUUCCGGGGGGCGGGCCCCGGGGGGCCGCAGCCGGGUUCCGGGCUCUGAAUCCCCGCAGGGACCCGACGGAGACACGUGUCUUCACUCGCUUUGUCCUCAGCGGGUCUGAGACCCGUCGGGUCCGCUUCGAACCCGCGGGUCACACACAGACUGUGAUUCAAACCGGUUCAGGAUCUGAUCCAGAGUCAGCUGGCUCCCGGACCCGGCUGCGGGCUCCCAUUGCUCUGUCACCGGGUUGGGAGAUGGCUGUGAACGUAGCCGUGAACGUAGCCGUGAACGUGGCCGUGAACGCAUCAGUGAACGUACGCUCCUAUAACCGCUACGAGCUGCUGGCGUGGCUCAACGACACUUUACUGACACGCUUCACCAAGGUGGAGCAGGUCUGCACAGGUGCAGCGUACUGCCAGCUGAUGGACCUGCUGUUUCCUGGGUCUCUGGAUCUUUCCAGGGUCCGGUUCCAAAGCAAAGAUCAGGUGGAUUCUAUCCACAACUACAGUUUACUGCAAGCUGCUUUCAGAACAGUUGGAGUCUUACGAUACAUCCCCGAGGAGGAGCUGAGGAAGAGGAACUCCACGGUGGCUCUGACCUUCCUCCAGUGGUUUAAGCGGUUUUUUGAUAAGAACAACAAAGGCCAGGAGUACGACGCCCUGGAGGCCAGAGGAGGACAGAGCAUGGCUCCUGCUGACUCAGAUGAUGUUUCCUCCGUGAAUCCUCGUCGGAAACUGGAGAUCAUUCUGAAGAUGGAAAGGACGAGAAAAGAGAAACCAAGAGACAACCCCAACAGGUCUGCUGAAGAAGUGACGGUGAUAUCUGACGAUGAUGAUUUGAUGAUGGAUGAGACGAAGGUGCAGAUCUCGGAGGUGAAACUAGAGAAAGACCAGUUUGCACGGGAGAAGAAGCAAGUGGAGCAAACUGCAGCAGCGGAGGAGAAGAGACGUGAAGCAGCGAGUCGCUGCGACGCUUUGCAGAGUUUCAUCAGGAAAGUCUCACGUGAGACUCUGGACUCAAACUCAACCUUCGGCACGAGAACACAUUCUAAUAUAUCUGGUCCUUCGCUUCUUGCCAUCUCAAACCCGCCCCACCCAGAAGACGCCAUCCAGGCCUGCUCCCGCACGCCGUUCUGCCUCUACCUGUACAUGGGGGUGGAGCUGGAGGCAGGACGAAGCACCAGCGUGGUCCUGGUCGGAUACUUUGACCAGAGCUCGGGGGUCCGAGUGGUCCGGCUGCUGUGCACGCUGCAGCUGAGUGUGGACGCCGCUGAUCCACGCACGUCCGUGGACAUGGAGCGAGACGCAGCACGGUCUGAUUCACAGCUGCUGCUGGACACGCUGAAGAGAUCCAACCUCUCUCUGUCCAACCUGGCUGUGUUCUACUGUGACGCUGUGGACCUGCGGCUGAGCCGGGGGUUCGAGUCCGAGCUGCAGGCCCACAGCCCGGGGCUGGUGUCGCUGUGCGGCCUCCCUGGCGUCGCAGGAAGAGCGUGCCAGGCCGCGCUCUCGGCUUCCUUCCAGUACGUGGUGGAGUUUGUGGCAGACCUCCGCCACCACUGCACCCCCCCCUCUGCUCCCGACAGUCUGAAGGAUCUGUUCACUGGUUACAACACGUCACAGCCCGUCUCUGCUCAGUGUUUAGAUUUCAUCCGCACGGUGGGGAACAUGGUCUGCAGCUGGACGCACCUGGUGAAGCACUUUGAGUCGUUGAGUGGAACAGCGGAGAUCGACCGAAUCCGAACCCAGCUGAUGGAUAACAAAGUGAAACUGCACUUCAUCUUCCUCCGCCAGGCGCUGGCCACCCUGCGCUCCAUCGAGGGCGUGCAGCAGAAAGGUGGAGCCGACGUGGUGGCUGAGCUGCAGAUGACCUCUGCUGUGAUCCAGUUCUAUGCAGCGACCAUCUUCUGUCCCUCCAGCGCCAGGAGCUUUGUCAGGAGACCCGACCUUUAUCUGCUCCCCGCGUCAGAGAUGAAGCUGGGCUCCUAUGCGAUGCGCUACAUGUCGGCCGCUGCUGACCUCGGGGAACAGGAGAGGAGCGACUUCCUGAAGGCUGCAGUGACCUUCUACAACGCUUUGCUGCGGAGUCUGGUGCUGAGUGUUCCUCAGCAGCUGGGACGAGUGACCCUGAGGGAUAUCAACACCGUGCUGAACCACCCGGAGAACAUUGAUAAUAACCAGUUGUCCAGAGUUGUGGUGUCGGAGCUGGGAGUCCAGCUCGGUCUGUGUGAAGCCGGAUCUCCAGAGACGGAGCAGCUGUCCCUGGACUUCCUCCGGGUCAUGAAGACGCUGAGGGAGGAACACACGAGCAGCACAGGAGGUCCUCACUGGACAAAGAUGUUGAGCAGCAUCAGCCCGGGCUCGACUCUGACCCGGCUCCUCCUCACGCUCCUGGCUCUGCCCGGCUCGCUGGGCAGGAAACAGCUGUUUUCUCAGGCGUUCGACAGCACCAAGGCUCCUCCUGAACACCAGAGCACCCCCGACCCUCAGCCAGGGGGGUGCAGCCGCAGGAGGAAGCUUCCCAUCCCCAGGGGUUCAGGCAGCGUGAAGAAAGACCAGGAGGAUGAUGAGAGUUCAUCUGGUGAUGGUUCCGUGGCGAAACACAGUCGGAUGACUUCCAAACAGCUGAGAGGUCUGGAGGAGUCGGACCACACCGAUAACUCCUCUGGUGAGAGCUUCAGGGUCCAGGAGGCCGGACGUUACCACACAGAUGUGGUUGUUGUGGAAGUCGGCCAGGAAUCCAGGAAAGUGUCUCAGGUCAAAAGGCUAAUCAAGGCCCAACCAGGUCCACAGGCAGAGAUCGUCCACGUCUUGGACAGUGAUGAAGAUGAAGAAGAGGUUUCAGGAAGCAAACCCCCCCCAUCAGCAGGAUUCCUGGACUCGAGCAGGCCACUGGUCUGGGGGAUGGUGGAGGGGUUCGAUCCCUGGCCGGCCAUCGUGGCGUCCUGUGGGCCGGAGACGCCUCCAGGGACGGGCGAGGUGGAGUGGCUGGGACAGAAGAUGUCCUCACAAACCUGUCUGCUGACCCUGAGGCCGUUUGCUGCCUUUGGCGAGUUCUUCUGUUCCAGCUCCUUCGCCACGCACGCCACCUACAAGGAAGCCAUCUUCCUGUCACUGGAGGAGGCCGCGCGGCGCUGUCAGAAACGUUUCCCGGCGCCGCCCGAGGACCGGGACCUGCUGCUGAUGCAGAUGUUGGACUGGGCCUUCGCAGGCUUCCAGCCCACCGGACCGGACGGAUUCAGACUCACAGCUUCUGUGAAUGGUGACCCUGAACUAACCGACCGGCCGAUGGUGAAGAAGAAGCUCUUCCCAGCAGCCUCCUGUUCUCCCCCCCCCCCCAACUCCUCCUCACCCACGAGUGUCCUGAGGACGCAGAUGAGAGAAGUGUCUGUGUCUCUGUACAGACUUUUGUCCGAUGGGCUGGAUAACGACCAAUCACAGGACUAUUUUCCCUACCAGAGGCGGAGCUACGUUCCCUACAAGAGGCGGAGCUACAUCAAAACCAACGAGGUGAACCACGUGACCGGAGUCUACAUGCAGCCGGACCAGCAGCUCCGAGAGGAAACGAUUCGUCGGAUCUCAGACUUGAACCUGGACAUCGAAGGCUUGUGUUUGUGCUGCGGCUCCGACAGCGUGGCCAUGUCCCACCCGCUGUUCAAAGGAAGCCUCUGUUUAAAGUGUAAACUCAACUUCACAGAAACUCUGCAUCGCUACGAUGAGGACGGGUACCAGUCGUACUGCACCAUCUGCUGCUACGGCAUGGAGGUCAUCCUGUGUGGCAACGACAGCUGCUGCAGGUCUUUCUGUGAGGACUGUGUGAACGUCCUCGUGGGUCCGGAGACGUUUGAGAAGCUGAAGCAUCAGGACCCGUGGAUCUGCUUCCUGUGUCAGCCGCACCGGGCCCACGGCGCCCUGAUGCCCAGGGAGGACUGGAGCAUCCGGGUCCAGGAGGUGUUCGCCAACAACAGCGCCAUGGCCUUCGAGCCGCACCGCGUUUACCCGUCGAUCCCGGCCAACCUGCGCCGGCCCCUCCGAGUGCUGUCGCUGUUCGAUGGCAUCGCCACAGGUCUCCUGGUUCUGAAGGAGCUCGGCUUUAAAGUGGAGAAAUACUUUGCCUCAGAGAUCUGUGAAGACUCCAUCGCUGUGGCGGCCGUCCACCACGACGGGAAGAUCAUCCAUGUGGGCGACGUCCGGUACAUCACCAUGGAGCAGCUGGAGGAGUGGGGUCAGUUCGACCUGCUGAUCGGAGGCAGCCCCUGUAACGACCUCUCCAUCGUCAACCCGGCCAGGAAAGGACUGUACGAGGGAUCGGGACGCUUGUUCUUUGACUUCUUCCGGAUCCUUCAGCUGCUGAAGCCCAGAGACGAAGACCCGCGGCCGUUCUUCUGGCUGUUUGAGAACGUGGUCUUCAUGAACUCCCACGACAAGCUCAACAUCUGCCGCUUCCUGGAGUGCAACCCGGUGCAGGUGAACGCAGUGAAUGUCAGCCCCGCCCACAGAGCUCGUAACUUCUGGGGAAACAUCCCGGGGAUGAGCAGGCCCCUCGCUGCCUCUCAGAGCGACCGGCUGAGUCUCCAGGACUGUCUGGAGGUCGGCAGAGAAGCCAGGGUCACGAAGGUGAGGACCAUCACCACCAAGUCCAACUCUCUGAAGCAGGGACGACACAAGUGUCUUCUGCCUGUGCUCCACAACGGGAAGGAGGACAACCUCUGGAUCACUGAGCUGGAGAAGAUCUUCGGUUUCCCCAAACACUACACGGACGUGCGCAACAUGAGCCGGCAGGAGAGGCAGAAGGUGCUGGGCAAGUCCUGGAGCGUCCCGGUCAUCCGUCACCUCUUCGCUCCCCUCAAGGACUACUUUGCCUGUGAGGAGCUUUUGAACCCAUCCAGCACAUCCACCACAUCCACCUCCCAGCCCACCACCUCCCAGUCCUCUGUCUCUCAGUCCUCCACCUUCCAGUCCUCCACCUUGCAGCCCUCCACCUUGCAGCCCUCCACCUUCCAGUCCUCUACCUCCGAGUCCUCCACCUCCGAGUCCUCCACCUCCGAGUCCUCCACCCCCCCGUCGUCCCCGGCCUCUCCAGAACAGCAGCUCCUCAGAUAG